Salvelinus namaycush (lake trout) is the source of this 2341-nucleotide messenger RNA. Its product is annotated as trypsin-3-like. The coding region runs from base 1251 to 1667 and encodes 138 amino acids. Gene Ontology annotation, biological process: proteolysis. Lineage: Eukaryota; Metazoa; Chordata; Actinopteri; Salmoniformes; Salmonidae. The record is from RefSeq and is a predicted model, not a curated record. Gene Ontology annotation, molecular function: serine-type endopeptidase activity. The transcript is spliced from 3 exons.
CUCUUUAGACAGUUCUGUCUGCUCUGUUGUUUAUGAUCACCAGGUCUGCUCUGUUGUUUAUGAUCACCAGGUCUGCUCCUCUCUUUAGACAGUUCUGUCUGCUCUCAUCCCAGGAUUCAGUCAUGUCAGAGAUGUAGUACAAACUGGAACCAAACUUCUUCCAUUCUUCAAGGCAGGUUUGAUUCAGCAUAUUGUACCUUCUCUUUAGAUCGGCCUUUUCUUUAUCCAGGUUUUUGUUUUGGACCUGUAGCUCGUCUCUCUGUUCAGUCAGGUUGUUGUUGCUGGUUCUAUAAACUAACAACCUCUCCUCCAAACUGACAGUGACUCCAUUAUAGUAGACAAACAGCACCAUGAUCCCAGCCAGUAGGAGAAGGCACAGCAGGCCCAGACACGCUGCAGCAACUCUGGAGCGUCUCCCCAUCGAGCCCUCAGAGCCGUAGUUACUUUCUCCAGGUCUACUCUUUGGUGUGGUGUCUUCUGUCUUGGUACCGGAAUCAUGUCCUUUCAGGGUCUCUGCACUGACAUAUGACAGUAGUCCACUCAUCAGAAUCACCACAGUCUUGUUCCUCCCUUUUAAUGCAUUUUGUGCUGUCAAUGAUACACUCAGACAUCGUCAUGUUAUUUUCCGCCGUCAUUCCAAUUCAACUAUUACAUACACUGUAUUCUAAUAUUGCUCUGUGACUGCACUGUGCUGGGGUUAAGACCCUAGGGAACAGGAAGACAUUUUUUUUUACACCUGUGAGAAAGGAAAUGACAACGGAACCACCCACCAUGCAAUUGUUAAAAGUGUUACAAAAUAUACAACUAAGCUGCCACCUAAGUUGUGUGUAUGAAAAUAAUAAGAAAAAUGCAUUUGUGUCACUUCAGGUGGACAUAAUUAUUUCCCAGGUAGGUUAAUGUCUGAGCGUCAGAUAUAGGCCUACUGUUCACAGAAGUGCAAAUCCUUGAAGAUCAGAUAAUGUGGCCGGUGGAGUGGGUAUAUAACAGUUUGUCUUCGUGAUUGAGUCCUGUGUAGCAACCAAAAAACACAAUCAUAAAAUACGUUAUUCUCCUGGCUGUUUGCCGUUGCAUGUCAAUCCUUGCUUUACUCGUUGAGAGAAAUUGUUUAAGUUCACAUUGAUGUCCAUCCUGUGAUAAUACUCAGUGAAUAGUGAAUAUUUACUGAACACAGGCACUUAUGUUUUCAAGUGUUGUAUUUCCAUGCAAUUUCACACAGAUUGUCUGUAUUUCAGUCGCUGUCCUCAUUGAGGAUGAUAAGAUUGUCGGAGGGUAUGAGUGCAGAAAGAACUCGACUCCGUGAACUCGACUCCGUGAAAGAGUUCGACUCCGUGAAGGUCAUCAUGCACCCCAGUUACAACAGCCGCAACCUGGACAACGACAUCAAGCUGAGCAAGCCCGCCUCCCUGAACAGCUACAUGUGCACUGUGGUCAUGCCCUGUAGCUGUGCCAGCUCUGGCACCCGCUGGCUGGGGCAACCUACCCAGCAGAGGCUCCUUCUACCCCAACCAACUGUUCUGCCUGGAUCUCCCCAUCCUGAGCAGCGGCAACAGCGCCUACCCUGCGCUGGCUUCAUGGAGGGAGGCAAGGAGGCUUGCCAGGGAGACCGUGGUGGGCAAUGGGCAGCUGCAGGGUGCUGUGUCCUGUGGUUACAGUUGUGCCCAGACUAAGAUCUACAACUCCUGGAUAAGCAGCACCAUGUCCUCCAACUAAUUGAUUUAGACUGGAAGAGACAUAUUCUCUAAGACAGAAACCCAUGAUAACUGGUAUGAGAAAAUAAAAACACCAUAUUUUGACAUUCAUUCUUUAAAGUGCAUUACUAUGAGUGCAAUAUGUGCUUUUAGGAAGGUAUGAAACGGGUAUCUGGCUAGUGCUUAUUAUGUCUAACUUGUAAAGCAAGAGUUGCAGACAACAGCUCAAUCUGUUCAAUGCCGAUUGUGCACUGUUAGCUGGUGAGCCGUUUCCUGGAAACUUAAUGACAUGAGAAUGAACAACUGUCAGUGGAAAUAUGAUGACACAUGAACUAGCAACUGCAAUAGACAUGAGUAGAACAUGCUUUGGUUAAUUCAUGAAAAUUACACAAAUGUAGUCUUUCAGCUGUACAGAAAACAUUUUAAAAUGUAGAAUGUUGACAAUAUGCAAACAAUUAACCUAAAUGUGUAGCUAUGCAGCUAAGACAGAUAAUGAAUAAAGGUUUGUGUUCGUUUGUCUGCUGACUUAAAAUGGUGAACUUAAAAUGGCAAAUGCCUCUUCGAUGAGGUUUAACGGUGGCUGGCAUCCAAUAAAUGUUGCAUUACCACCAACCUACUAGACUGGAGUACAACUUCCUUAUACUUCGCUUGAA